UCCCCCUCUCGCCAGCCUGAUGUCCGGAGCGAGAUCCCGCUGAAGGGAGAUUUCGGUGCGGGAAGCCUGGUCCUCCGGCCCCGAGCACCACUGCAGUGGCGGUGGCGGGGGCACAGACGGAGAGGAGGGACGAGUCAAGGCAGCGCCGGAGCGGAGCCGGCGGCCGCUCGGCAUCGCCCGCGGAGCGCCGCGCACCGCCGCUCUCCAGGGUGCUGACCCGGGGCGUCGCUCUCCAGGGUGCUGACCCGGGGCGCCGCUCUCCAGGGUGCUGACCCGGGGCCACCCUUCCUCCUCCUGUCCCGGGUGCUGACCGGAGCCCUCCCGGCCUCCCUCCCCCGCCUCGGGAGAGGUGGCUCGCUUCCCCUACCAAUUCUCCCCAAGUACCGGGUUACUUUAUUGGCCAACACCACCGGCCCACCCCUCACGGAGUACAAAAAAAAAAAAAAAAAAAGAAAAAAAACAGCGAGAGCUGGAAAAAUGUGCAACGUCAACGCGCUCGGAGUCUACGUGUGGGAGACGAUCGUUUUCUUCAGCCUGGCAGCCUCCAAAGAAGCUGAAGCAGCAGCACGAUCAGCCCCUAAACCCAUGUCUCCUUCUGACUUCUUGGAUAAGUUGAUGGGGCGAACUUCAGGAUAUGAUGCCAGGAUCAGGCCAAAUUUUAAAGGCCCACCAGUGAACGUCAGCUGCAACAUUUUCAUCAACAGCUUUGGUUCGAUUGCAGAAACAACUAUGGAUUAUAGAGUGAACAUCUUCCUGCGACAGCAGUGGAAUGACCCGCGGCUGGCGUACAAUGAAUAUCCUGAUGACUCUCUGGACCUGGACCCCUCUAUGCUGGACUCCAUCUGGAAGCCUGACUUGUUCUUUGCUAAUGAGAAAGGGGCCCAUUUCCAUGAGAUUACCACAGACAACAAGCUUCUGAGGAUCUCCAGAAACGGCAAUGUCCUCUACAGCAUCAGGAUCACGCUGACUCUGGCCUGCCCCAUGGACCUGAAGAACUUCCCCAUGGACGUACAGACAUGCAUCAUGCAACUAGAAAGCUUUGGUUACACAAUGAAUGAUCUUAUAUUUGAGUGGCAAGAAAAAGGAGCCGUGCAAGUUGCUGACGGGCUGACUUUGCCUCAGUUUAUCCUCAAAGAAGAAAAAGACUUGAGAUACUGCACAAAGCACUACAACACAGGCAAGUUCACCUGUAUAGAAGCUCGCUUCCACCUGGAGCGGCAGAUGGGUUAUUACUUGAUCCAGAUGUACAUCCCCAGCCUCCUUAUUGUCAUUCUGUCCUGGAUCUCCUUCUGGAUCAAUAUGGAUGCUGCACCUGCUCGUGUUGGCCUGGGGAUCACCACAGUGCUCACUAUGACCACGCAGAGCUCUGGUUCCCGAGCAUCAUUGCCCAAGGUGUCCUAUGUGAAGGCCAUAGACAUCUGGAUGGCUGUGUGCUUGCUGUUUGUGUUCUCCGCACUUCUAGAGUACGCUGCCGUCAACUUCGUGUCUCGGCAGCACAAAGAGCUGCUCAGGUUCAGAAGGAAGAGGAGGCACCAUAAGAGUCCCAUGCUGAAUCUGUUUCAGGAGGAUGAAGCUGGUGAAGGCAGGUUCAACUUCACUGCCUACGGGAUGGGACCAGCUUGCCUUCAAGCCAAGGAUGGCAUCUCCGUCAAGGGCGCCAACAACAACAACACAGCCAACCCGGUCCCACCGCCGUCCCGCUCCCCUGAGGAGAUGCGAAAGCUCUUCAUUCAGCGAGCCAAGAAGAUUGACAAGAUCUCACGCAUUGGCUUCCCUAUGGCAUUCCUCAUCUUCAACAUUUUCUACUGGAUCAUCUACAAGAUCGUCCGCAGAGAGGAUGUGCACAACCAGUGAGGGAAGGGGAGCAGCUGGGAGGGAGAGAGCAAUCCUUUAUAUAUGUGCAAUAGCAAUGCAGCAAUGCAUGAAUUUAAGAAUGUGGCAAUAUCUACUAAAAAAAAAGGGGGAGGGGGGCUGGGAGGGACUUUUAAUCAUGUGAACUGAGGAUAACUGGCACAGGGUGGAGAAAAAAAGCUCUUGAUCUGGGGAGUGCAGGGUGGGGGUUAGUUUUAUGGCAUAGGAAGGUUUGGAUUGCUCCAGCUGCAAUCCAAGCAGUGUAAUAUAUUAAUAUAUAUUCAUGCUUAAUUAUAAUGCAAAAAGAAAACAGUCAAAAAAAAAGAUAAACAAAAAAAAUUUCUUUUUUAAGCCUAUUAACAGCUUGGAUUCUCAAGUCACUGGAAUGAGUCAUAAUUCCAUGUGCAGAAAUGACCGCAAUUACGCUUUAUCUGACUUUUGCUAUAGAAAGGCCAUACCAGUCAAGCACGUGGGGGGAAAAAGCUCUAACAAAAGGAAGAAAAAAACAAGAAAAUCAUUCUAUGCUUCUCUAGGUUUUGCACUUUGAAAAAUGGAUAGACGGGGAAACUUAAAAAAGAGGCUGAAGGUUGUUGUUUAUUUUAUAUAUUUACUUUUUUUAGUCACGGGUUUGCUGAUCAAACACUUUGUGACUUUUGGAUAGAGGAAAGCAAAUACAUUAUCUCUCUGUCAUCCCCAUCAGAGAGCAUCAAAUGGGAAACCCAAGAAGGACAACAGGGCCUUCAUCAGAAAUCACAGGUACCUUCUGUCCUUUUAAAUGACCUAGCAGGAUUUGAGUCCCAGGAGUCAGAAAUACUACCCAGAACACUAGAAAUUAUGAAGGAUUUUUUUUUCCCAAACACUU
Molecule: messenger RNA, 2713 nt
Organism: Phalacrocorax carbo (great cormorant)
Lineage: Eukaryota; Metazoa; Chordata; Aves; Suliformes; Phalacrocoracidae
Source: RefSeq, a predicted model, not a curated record